AUACGCGAGGAACAGCCAAAAGGAACUUACGUCGGAAGCGUAGCCGAGAAAAGCCGCGUUGCUGAAGAAGUAAGUCCAGAGGAAUUGUCUUUGUUGGAAUAUUCUUUUCUGAACCCUUCAAAUGCUCAGGAUAAUGCUUUAUUCCGAAUUGACGGAAAUAAUGGAAAUGUGUACACAACUCGUCGAAUCGACCGAGAGGUUAUCUGUGAGAAUUCGUUAUAUUGUGAGAGAGAAGUUAUGGUCACAGUCAAAUCAAGUGUCAUCUCGCAUCUCAAAUUAUACACAAUAAAAUUUAUUAUUGUCGAUAUUAACGACAAUCAACCCACGUUUUCUACGGAUGUUAUCACUUUGUACAUUCCCGAAUCGGCUAUUGUUGGCACCAAGUAUGCUAUUGAGGGCGCCGUUGAUAAGGACAUGGGGCCUAACAACUCUAUACAAUCUUAUGAACUGCUGAAACCAAACAGCGCCUUCGGGAUUGAAUCUGAGAGGAAACUGGAUGGUAGUUCUAUUGUUAAAAUUGUUUUAUUGAGAAGAUUGAAUAGAGAAAAUCGAGAUCUUUACAAUUUCUUCGUCGUUGCUAAAGACGGUGGAAGCCCACAAAAAACCGGAAGCGUGACUAUAAACGUGAAUGUGCGAGAUAUAAACGACAAUAAACCAGUUUUUAGAAGACAGAAAUACAAUUUUAACGUGAAAGAAAACACUGGAGUCAAUUCAAUCAUUGGUCGAGUGAAAGCGACUGAUAAGGACAUUGGUGAAAAUGGUCGCGUGUCAUACCGAUUUAGCCCUUUAAGACCGGGAAGAUUAGAAGAUUUGCUGUCUAUCAACCCAGUGUCAGGCGAAUUAACGGUUAAAUCACAACUGCAGUACGAGUCGGGCAAAUCAUAUCAAACAAUUGUUGAGGCCGCAGACAAUGGUAAUCCGCCUCAAGUUUCUCAGACUGUGCUUCAUGUCAGGAUAGUUGAUACUGGAAAUAAUCCACCUAAAUUGAAACUAAAUCUCCAGUCCCCUGUUAAUGCCGACACAAUAUUGUUGAAAGAAGGAUCAAAGAUUGACAUGUUUGUUGGGCAUAUUAAAGUUGAAGAUCGAGACCCUGGUUCGAACGGCGUUGUCAUAUGUCGUUCUGAAAAUCCAUUUUUUCGAGUGCAGAAACUCGAAAGUAAAGGUUAUGCCCUUAUGAUAAGCAAAGUACUUGAUCGGGAAGAUACUGAUAAACAUAAAGUAGACAUAAUUUGUGAAGAUUCUGGUACACCUCGACUUUCAUCUUACGUGAGUUUCAACGUCGAAGUCACUGACGUUAAUGAUAUGGCGCCAAAAUUCUUACGUUCCUCUUACAAUGCAAGUGUGACUGAAGGUAUGGGGGAGGGUGUCGAAGUUUUACGAGUGAAGGCUUUAGAUCUCGAUUUGGGUGUUAACAGCCAAUUCAUAUAUCAGUUAACUUGGGACUCAAACUCCAUGUUCAAGAUAGACUAUGACACGGGAAUCAUUACGACUAAUGCUGUAUUUGACAGGGAGACAAUGACACAAGUGAAAUUUACAGUUAAGGCUGUAGAUCAAACGGACAAGUCAUUAGUUGGCACUACCACGGUUAUAGUUGACAUUUUAGACGUAAAUGACAACACGCCAACCAUCGAGGCUGAUAGCUUAAGAAUUGAAGUGCCGGAAAACAUCCCAAUCGGAGGAGACGUCGGUAAAUUAAUCGGAAGAGAUUUAGAUGCCGGUAAAAAUGCCAGAUUAAGUUUCCGAUUAACUGAUACGGACCCUCGCAUACCAUUCGUUGUAUUCAAAGACGGAACGAUCAGAACAAGUCGUCAAUUGGACAGGGAAGCACUUGAUCAUUACGAGUUUGACGUAACUGUUUCCGAUGACGGCGAUUACCCAUUAUCUUCUGGCGGUCACGUAAGAGUUCAUUUACUUGAUGUGAACGAUAAUCAUCCUGUCAUCGAGUUUCCCAAUUCGGAUAAUGAUAGCGUUAUUGUGGUUUCCGAUUUAACUCCAGGAAGUAUUGUCGCCAAGAUAAUGGCUUAUGAUGAUGAUUUGGCUGAAAAUGCUGAACUUUCUUACUCUUUUGUGGACGAAAAUUCACAAUCUAUGUUUAAACUGUCUCCCAGAAAUGGCGAAGUCAUUUUAGCCAGACGAAUUACUCCCGACGACAGAGAACGAUUACUUCUUAAAGUAUCUGUGCAUGAUUUAGGAUCGCCGCAAUUAGAAAAACGUCAAAAUCUUGAGAUUAAGAUUAUUUUCACAAACGCAACUUUGGCUGCUAGACAACAGGAAGUAUAUGGAUUUAAAUAUGUGAUAAUCGUCGGAGUAGUAGCAGGAAUCACUAUUAUAGUCUCUAUUAUUAUAGUAGUGGCUAUUAUUAAACUUCGUAGCACCAACAGGCGUAACAAU
Messenger RNA from Lottia gigantea (owl limpet), 2391 nucleotides. RefSeq lists its product as hypothetical. Gene Ontology annotation, cellular component: plasma membrane. The annotation marks the transcript as partial. The record is from RefSeq and is a predicted model, not a curated record. Gene Ontology annotation, biological process: homophilic cell-cell adhesion. The transcript has a single exon. Gene Ontology annotation, molecular function: calcium ion binding. NCBI's taxonomy places the organism in Eukaryota, Metazoa, Mollusca, Gastropoda, Lottiidae.